GCAGGAGGACCACCCGGGGGACCACCCGGGGGACCACCCGGAGGACCACCCGGAGGACCACCCGGGGGAUCACCCGGAGGACCACCCGGAGGACCACCAGGGGGACCACCCGGAGGACCACCCGGGGGACCACCAGGGGGACCACCCGGGGGACCACCCAGGGGACCACCCGGAGGACCACCAGGACCAGAAGGUCCGCCAGGACCACAAGAUCCACCAGGACCAGAAGGUUCACCAGGACCAAAUGGCUCAUCAGGACCAUCCGGCCCACAAGGGCCACCCGGUCUGCAGGGAUCAGCUGGUCCACAGGGACCAACUGGCCCCCCUGGUCCCAGCGGACUACCUGGGACAGUGGGUGUGCCUGGCCCUCCGGGAUCAGCUGGACCAGGACCAGCUGGUCCACCAGGACCACCUGGACGUCCUGCAUGUUUGGACAACCACUCCAAUGGACUGGCCACAUCCGGCCCACGGGACCGCUAG
This is a messenger RNA of Syngnathus typhle (broad-nosed pipefish), 480 nucleotides long. Its product is annotated as collagen alpha-1(I) chain-like. The annotation marks the transcript as partial. The record is from RefSeq and is a predicted model, not a curated record. Lineage: Eukaryota; Metazoa; Chordata; Actinopteri; Syngnathiformes; Syngnathidae. The transcript has 2 exons.